AUGAGAGUCUUGAAAAGAAGAAGAAGGUCCUCCAGGGCGGCAGGGGGCGCUGCGGCUGCGUCUCUAGUCUCUGUGUCUUCCUGCAGAGAAACGCGGUGUUCUGUGAGGAUGUUCUCCGUGUUAAAGGAGCGGGUCGGGGAGAUUCUGCUGCCCGGAGAUGAGUUCUGCUGCGGGCCCCAGGACACCCUCCCCCUGACGGACAGCGGGAAGCCGGAGCGGCUGGUGGCCGGACCGGGGCUGCGACUGAGCGGUGACCGUCUGCUGGUGAGCCGGAGCGGCGUGCUGAGACACAAGGAGCCCAACAAGUUCUGGAUCGAGUCACAGCAGCGGAGGUACGUCCCCGCCAAAGGAGAGACGGUGAUCGCCGUGGUGACGGCCAAAGCCGGGGACGUCUUCAAGGUGGACUUUGGAGGAAGCGAGCCGGCGUCGCUGUCCUACCUGGCGUUUGAUGGCGCCACCAAGAGGAACCGGCCCAACGUCCAGGUGGGCGACCUGGUGUUUGCUCAGUUCAUCGUGGCCAACAAGGACAUGGAGCCGGAGCUGGUGUGCAUCGACGGGUCGGGCCGGGCCAACGGGAUGGGCGUGUUCGGCGCCGGAGGUCUGCUCAUCAAAGUGUCUCUGGGCCUCGUGAGAAGGCUCCUGGUUCCGAACAGCGAGCUGCGGGCCGACCUGCAGCAGCUGUUCCCCUGCGAGCUGGUGGUCGGGAUGAACGGCCGGGUCUGGGUCCGAGCAGGAACCGUCCAGCAGACGCUGAUUCUGGCCAACCUGCUGCAGAGCUGCGACACCAUGACGGCGCCGCAGAGGCAGCAGCUGUUCAGGCGGGUCCAGCAGGGGGCGCCGUAGCAGCUGGGGUUCUACCCGAGCUCACUUAUUGGUUCUGAUCGAUCUUUUUUUUUAUUGGUUUAUUAACGGAUCACAUUGGUGCGGCUCGGAUGAAAGGACCGACCCGUGUACUGACCCGCAUCGUGUUUUGAUCAGAACCUGACAGAGAAACACCAGCAGGAGAGGUUCUGAAAGGAACCCAGUCAGUCUGGGCUGGUUCUGUGAUAAAGUUCUGUUUCUGCUAACAGAAACAUCUGGACCCGUCUGCAUGGAGCCGGUUAGACUGAGGAUCCAAAGGACCAGCUGGUUCUGUGUGGUGGACCAGAACCGAUGGACUUCCUUGUGUUUGUGUGAAUGAAAUGACUGGUUCAGGGGGACGGUUCUGGUUCAGGUUCUGGUUCUGUCCUCCUGGGCUUCAGCAGUUUGGGUGUUUUU
Messenger RNA from Fundulus heteroclitus (mummichog), 1257 nucleotides. RefSeq names its product exosome component 3 (gene exosc3). NCBI's taxonomy places the organism in Eukaryota, Metazoa, Chordata, Actinopteri, Cyprinodontiformes, Fundulidae. The record is from RefSeq and is a predicted model, not a curated record. Gene Ontology annotation, cellular component: nuclear exosome (RNase complex); cytoplasmic exosome (RNase complex). Gene Ontology annotation, biological process: nuclear polyadenylation-dependent rRNA catabolic process; U4 snRNA 3'-end processing; CUT catabolic process. Gene Ontology annotation, molecular function: RNA binding. The transcript has 5 exons. Bases 1 to 843 code for a protein of 280 amino acids.